This is a messenger RNA of Sycon ciliatum, 1465 nucleotides long. RefSeq names its product microtubule-associated proteins 1A/1B light chain 3C-like. The transcript is spliced from 4 exons. Bases 194 to 565 code for a protein of 123 amino acids. Gene Ontology annotation, biological process: autophagosome assembly; autophagy of mitochondrion; cellular response to nitrogen starvation. Lineage: Eukaryota; Metazoa; Porifera; Calcarea; Leucosolenida; Sycettidae. Gene Ontology annotation, cellular component: cytosol; autophagosome membrane; autophagosome. The record is from RefSeq and is a predicted model, not a curated record. Gene Ontology annotation, molecular function: ubiquitin protein ligase binding.
UGACUUGCUCGUUCUUUAUCUCCCUUCGAAAAGACAAGGCAGGCGAAAAGCCCUUUGACACAUGUAACUCAGCUGAAAAGGAUAUGCGUGUUUGAGACAGAUUCACUGCGACUAAUCAUUGAUAGAAGAACAGACCAGGGUGGAAAGCUGAAGUUCUUAGCCUAUUACUUCUUGUUGUGAAGUUACCGUCGAAAUGUCGUCUGAAAAGACUGUGAAGUCCUUCAAACAGAGGCGAUCUGAAGCCAGUCGCAAGGAGGAAGUAUUGGGCAUUAGGUCGAAGUUCCCAACGAAAAUCCCUGUCAUCGUCGAGCGUUACAGCAAGGAAAGUGAUCUCCCUCUUCUGGAUAAGACCAAGUUCCUCGUUCCGCAGGAGUUGACUAUGAGCCAAUUCGUAACGAUCAUCAGAAACCGCAUGUCGUUGGCACCGACACAGUCGUUCUACUUGCUCGUAAAUAACAAAACCAUGGUGAGCAUGUCCACAAAUCUACAGGAAGUCUACAACAAAGAGAAGGAUGAAGACGGCUUUCUUUACAUGGUGUAUGCCUCGCAAGAAUACUUUGGCUGAUGAUGGGGUGUAAGUUACUGCCAUCACUCCUGCUCUUCCUGUAUAUUCCAUACAUAUCCAUCCACCGGGUGUAAACAUUUCGUAUUCAGAUGAUGCUGGUUAAUCACUCUGUAUAUACUCCCUUGUGCAUGCCGUGCCCCUUCAUCUGCAUACGUUGAUUUACUGCUGCUGCUGCUGCUGUUGUUAUUAUUACUGGUCUGGUACUAUCCUGUGUGUAAUGUACAGUCUUCGCAACUCAUGCGUCUCUUUGUCGCGCCCGGUGUUGUUUGGCUUGUUCUUUUGCUCUUUUUCCCGAAUCUUUGUCAUUUCUGCUCGUUAUCAGGAUCAUUUUCUCUUGUGCAAUGUGUGCUGUGUACCUUUUUCUCUCUCCCUCUCUCUUUCUCUCUCUCUCUCUCUCUCUCUCUCUCUCUCUCUCUCUCUCUCUCUCUGCCUUGAUUUCCAUGCUUUAUACAUAACCUGCUGUGGCCUUUUUUGUGAAUGGUGUUCCCCGCCACCUUCGCUGCUCUGCUGUCUACAAUUGCUGUCUUCGAUUGCUGUAUUCCACAUCCUAGGUGCCAUGUGAGCUGUAAGUCGCUCUUAAGUUGUCCGGUAACAUCUGUGUGGGUGGGUGGGUGUCAUGCCUCCUCGGUUUUUAUAAUAUUCUGCUUCAUCCAUCUAUGCGUGCCUGUAGAUUUAACUUGGUUUGUGUUGCACUGUCUGUAAUAGUACCGCACUAUCAUGUAGCACUCUGUAGUUUCCUCUCUUUUGUAUGUACUCCAUGUGCUGGCAAAUGUAUUUUCAGUCAUGCAGUCGUUAUGUCUCAUAAGGUGCGCUUUUUUUUAGAUGCUUUGAAUGCUAGCUGCACCUGAAGGCUGGAACCACUCUUUUAGCUUCUUGAAAGCCAUCAGAGUGUAAAAACAA